GCAUAAAUCAAUCAGAGGAGCCAGAAAUACAGAUUUAUAUAGUUGUAGCUCACUGUCUCUUGCUUAGCUCCUUUGGGAGGGAGAGUGGGGGUGAAAAUCAAACAAAACAAACAGAUAAAAUAACUGCAGCUGCCUUCCUGGCACAGACAGAGCUUUCAGACCAGUUCUGUGGAAUUUCACUUUUUGAGCCCUUCUCUCUAUAUAAAGGGGAACAGCAGCAGAGAAAGAGUUUUCCUCUCUCCUACAUCAAGCCAAGUUAGAAUUGCUGAAAAGUGGAAGGUAAGAGGCUGCUUUGGAUUCAGAGUGUUUUUAUUGUGAUCAUUUUCUUCCAUUUCUCCCCUGUUAUUCCUCUAAGGAGCUCAGGUACCUUAUUCUUCUCCAUCGUCCCAUUUUACCCUCACUACAAUCCUGUGAGGUGAGUUUGGCAGAGUGAGUCUUUCUAGGGGUGGAUGAAUCUGUCAAUUCUGGUUUCUCUUAGUUUUCUGGUCUUCUGUUCUCCACAUUUCUGCAUCAGUGUGCAAUUUUAGUUUAUUUUUUGUAAAUUCCCAUGAAAAUUCGGCAGAAUUUCAGUGCAAUUUUUUAUACACCGUUUUGCAUGCAGUUUCCCCAUAUAUAAUACAUUUUUGCAUGUUAUUUUCACUAAUAUAUGCAAUUCCCCUAACAUAUGCAUUUUUUUAUUACACUUUGUUUGGUUGGAGAACUUCAAUGCAAAAUUCAGAGGUACAAAAUUCAACAGGGAGCUGUGAUUUGAUUAUUUAGGGGAAGUGCAAAUUAGGCAGGUUCACAUCAAAAAUAGGGCUGUACACUGGAUUUGGCAGAAGUCUGAAGUCUGACGCUUGAACUGAAUCAGGCCAAUUUGGUGAGAUCUUUACUUUGGUCACAUCAAACAGCCCCCUUGGCUGAGCCUCCCAGAGUGAUUUGAGGCUGUCAAGGGUCAAGGCAUUGGGCAGGAAGAAGGAAGUUUGGCUGUGCAUGCCUGUUCAGUCAAAAUGAGCAGUCUUGCCCCAGUGAGCAACUUUGCCACUGAAUUCUGCACCAGCUGUUUUGACUAAUAAAUUUGCAUCUGCCUUUAGUAUGUCAAUAUAAUAGAGCCUCUGCAUGUUGUAAGGGGUCAUUAUAUACAUAGAAUUCCCCAUUUUUUUGUUUGAUUCUGUCUAGUAUCUCUCUCUUUUGGAGUAGGAGUGGGUUAAGUCUCCAAGUAGAUCUCUGUUUUGUUUCUAGUUGGUCGUGCAGGGUAGCAUCUCGCGUACUGGGACCAGAGAUUACUAUUGGUCCCAUUGAAACCUGCUUAAUAUUUGCAAUAAAAUCCAAUGAACUUAUUAAAUAACCAGUUCUAUUAUAUGAGCUAUUACGGUUUGAAAAGAAAGAUUAAGAAUCCUCUAGUGGAUUUAGCAAGGUUCAAAAGACAUUCUAAAUUACCUGGAUUGUAUACAGAGGAGCGCCUUAAUUUUCCCCUCCAAUCUAGUUUCCAAUCUAGUGGCCAGUUCAGGUCUCCAUCUGAUAACAAUUGGCCUUCCUAAAAGUCUUUUAAGGUAUUUAACUGGCCUGAGCACACCCAGCUCCAGGAGGACAAAUGGCUGGUAGUUUAAUUCUUUAAUUCUUUAUCGACUAACCACAAAUUUACAGUAGCUCCUGAGGUGCACUAAGCGCACAUACACACACACACGCGUGCAUAAUGAACCACAAACACUUCUGGUACCUAAGUAGCUGUCGCACCUCCCUGGGCUUAUGCUCUGAGCUGGAGUGUUGGAGCAACAAUUGGCCACUCCUACACUUAGACUUAAGUACCCUUGCCUGACCACCACCCAGUUUUUAAUAGAACCUCAAGCUACACCAACCACAGCCAGCUGCAAAAGACAUACAGUCAGAAUUAAAAGAACAGGGUGCUUACUGUAUAAGCACAUUAUGAACCUAGGGAUUUGUUUUCAGUACCUGAACUGAGCUGAGCUCACAGUCCUUUCUGGCGGAAGUCCCCUCCUGGCUAUCUUUCUUCAUUUCAGCAGCCCAUUUAGGGAUGGGUGGGAAAUUAUUUUGUUAUUGCAGUUAAGCAAUCAGAAGAGAGGAGCCCCUUGCCCUUCCACUGCAUAUCUGGCAGAGAUCUACCUUUUUUGGUCCACUGCUGCUAUAUGGGCCUUUGGAGUUCUUGCAAGAAACAAAGUCCUUUUCCAUCACUGCACCUCCAUACUGGGAAAAGCUGCUGCUGUUGAUUUUUGUUAUAGGUGUAGUGCCUACUUCAGCUCAAAGGUUAUGUUUCUUCAAAAAUCUCCAUCAUUGCUACCAUAGCUUUCUGAAUCGAGAAAACCCCGGUCCUGAAAUCAUGUUUAAUAUUUAUUCUAAAAUUCCUUGUUUUGCAGCCAUGGCGAUGCUGAGGCUCCUCACCCUUCUGGCUGGUUUGACGCUCCUGAGUGGUGAGUAACCUGGGAUCAGAUCCCUUUUCCUCUUCAGGUUACACAUGCAGUUAUCAGUAUGCAUUGUUAGGCAGCACAGCAAUGAGGAACCUGAUCACGCUCCAUAUAUUUACUGGACUACAACUCCCAUCAUCUCUCACCAUUUGCCAUGCUGGCUGAGGCUGAUGGGAACAGGAGUCCAGUAACGUCUAGAGGGGUCACAGGUUGCCUAGACCUAAUGGCCAAAUUACAUCCCACAUUAAAUACAGUAUUACACAUUAACUCAGAAAAAAGCAAGCUAUGGCCUUCACUGCAAUUAGUAAAAACAGAUGCACCACAAUGAGAAUCAAAAUAUUUUGUAGAAAGAAGCCGUUUUAUCAAGAUGCCUCCCUCCCUACAUCACCCUUAUCUCUGCUGAAUGCAUUUGUUUAAUCACUACCAGAAUUCCGCAAAUAUUGUGAAAUCUAUUCUUCCACUGAAAACCUUUGAACAGUUUCCUGGCACUGAGUAAUCCGCUGUAGCCACUGGAUGUACCUGAAUCUGGCCACAACUUAAGCACAUACAGCAGUGGCCUGUUUUAUUUGCUUCACUUCCCAUAAACACUCCACGGUGAUUUAACAACAAUAAUAAGCAGCAACAAUUUCAAGUCCAGUACAGAGACUGACUGCAAUGGGGUGGAGAGAGAGACUGCACUGGAAAAACUUGCUGGAACAAGAAGCUCUCCAAUAGGCCCUAAUGAGACAAUAGAGAUGUUUGUCUGAUAGGUAACAGGAGUGAGUUCAAGACGGUUGGUGCCAAAACGGCAAAUGCCCACUUCCUAUAUUAUGUGGUGCAGAGCUUCUGGCGAGAUCUUCUCUGCAAGAGGCCCCCUCUCACAGACCACAAUGACGGGCUGGGUAUAGAAGUGUGAGAGGGGGAGACAAUACACUGGUUUAGCCCACUUACAGCCCCUGGGUGGUAUCCAAUUCACUUGUUCCAUUAGCGCAAGGAUUUACCCUUGUGCAAUGGAACACCCCCUCUCUCCUUGCUCUGAACCUGUGCCUUCCCCAAAUCUGCUCAGGAGGGUUCAGGGAGCCCCUAACAAAUUUAGGUGAGGUUGGGAGGGGGGGAGAGGGAGAACCUUCCAUUGUACCCAGCAGCAGUGCAUGCACAGUCGUGUGUGAGGAGAACCAAAACUCACAGGGUUAAUAGCUCAUGGAGUGAUGUCCUGUCCAUGGGGGUGUGCACAUAUGGGGUUUUGAUGCUUUGUUAUGUGAGCUGAGAUUACUUUUGUUUUUGCUAUGAGGGGAGAGACAGCAUGUCUGCUCGCUCUCCCGGACUGCUGAUUUAUUUUCUCUGCUAUAAAUAAAGCUUCUUAGAUUAGAAAGAAGCUGUGUACGGAGUGUUUUUCUGCACGUCUGAGAUUCCUCCACACAAAGCACACACCGCUGAUCGCAACACUCUGCUAUACGUCCGGAGCAGAACUGAGGAGCAGCUGAAGCGUGCCGGACUUUCAAUUCCACAUCAUGCACUUUUUUUAGAGGAAGAAAUCACGAGGACAGAAUCUAGUCAGUCAAUGCCCAGCCACCCCCCCCCUUUUUGCAAAAGGGGUGACCGACAUUAGUACAAAAGCAAUUAAGAUGUAUAUGCAUUCCUCACUUCAGCUGCUGGGUGUUCCCUCUCUCUCUCUCUCUCUCUCUUUUCUAUAGCUUAGGAAACUGCACAUAGAGCACCCAUAUUGCUCCUGCUUCUUUCUCAUGUGCUGAUGAUGCACAUACAGAACAUUCAUAUCCAGACUGGGGAUGCAUUUAUUUCUGAAUCUGCACCCUAUUUUUAAAAAGACAAGCAACAACAACAAUGCAAUUUAUAGCCUGCCUUUCACCAGCGGGUCCCAGGGCAGGUUGCAAGAAUCUAAAAUUCAACAUUAAAACACUUAAAACAAACCAGGAACAGGUGAGUGCAACCAAAGGAAGCAGAGAUGUUUUUCCACAUGCAUUGGCUGAAAGAAUGAGUUCUCACAAAUAGCAGGGUUUUUUCCUCCCCCCCCCGCCCACAUCAGUUGAUGGGGAGGUGAGAAAGAAUCACUUUUCCAGUCCCAUGCUGGGCAUUUUCCAAAGCACUGAGCAUAGGGUUGGCAAUGCCGCUUUCACUGCACUCCCCAUGCACAUGGGCGCUUCAGAACCCUGUGCAAGGGAUUUUGACAGAUGGGCAGGACAACUCGCCUGCCAAUGGUGAUGUCAUAAUGACAUCAUAUGAUUGGCAUGUGGGUUUUCUCCUAAUCCAAAGACUAGACUGAAAGAAAACCAAGCAGAACCAGGGAGGUUUUGCUGCAAAGCAGAAUGUGUUGCCGUGGAGCAGAUUUUAGGUCAAAUGUUUUGUGCUUAAACCAAAGGUCUUUUCAAAUGCUGUUGGGCUCAAAUUCCCAUCCAAACCCAGCCAGCAUGUCUAAUCGUCAGGGGCGAUGGGAACUGCAGUCCAACAGCAUCCUUGAUAUAUAAUAAGUUUUCUUUUCAUCUGAUUUCUUUUUUGCUUUGAUAUUUCAUUGCUAUUGUUUUUUUAUAAUAAUUUUUAUUAAGUUUUCCAUUUUAACAAUCCAAUUAGAUCACAUUAAAUAUUCCAGAUUAUACAAAUACAUAUCAUAAAGUCCAAAUAUUUUGCCAAAUUUUAAAUUUUUUGUUGGGGCUUCCCAUGCUUCAAGUUCAGUGGGGUCCAGUCAUCUUAUCUUUUUACUGCCUUGAGUUUCCAAUAGUCCUUUGUUUAAAUCCUCCUGUUGUUAUCCUCCUUCUUUCAUGGCCUCUGAGUUAUUUCCACAGGCAAGUUGAAGUGAACGAUAAUAUACUUCUGCGUGAACUUUGUAUGACUCUCCUUUAUUUUUUUUUGGCAGCUAUUAAGUCUGUUAUUUGCAGUAUGUCCUCACACGCUGAUGUUUACGCCGAUAUUUCAUUGCUAUCGUUUUCCAAAAUCUCUUUGUGAAUUUUAUGUCCUAACCUCUUCAGGUCACGCGAGCGCAAGGUACUAUGGGAAACAAUUUGUCACGGCCUUCAUGCAAAAUUUUGAGACGAGCCGAGCCUCCGAAUCAAACUUUCAGCUGCUCCUCACUGGCCACCACAACCUGACUGAAGUAACUGUGUCAGUGAGUCGACUGGCCUUCCGGAAAAGAUAUUCAGUUGCAGAAGGUGAAAUGGUGCCUGUUCAGAUCCCAGUGACUGCAGAGAUGAAAGGCAGCACCACAUUUGAUCAGUCUGUUCUGAUUCAGGCUGACAAGGACAUUUCUGCUGUCUUACUGUACCGGAAGUUGUAUUCCGUGGCAACCACAGCUCUGUAUCCAUCCCAUGAGCUUGGCACAACCUAUUAUGUCAUAACCCCGUCAAGUACCAAACCGCCCAACUACUUAAAAGAAUUCGCAGUCAUCGCUUCACAGUCUCCUGCCACAGUUCGUAUUUACCUAAAAGGGAAUGUGAUCUUUGGUGGGACAUCAUACGCCGCAGGGACAAGAAUCACAGUUUAUCUCCGGGCAUUCCAGGUUGCCCAGCUGCAAAGCUCAAAUGAUUUGUCGGGCACCAGGAUCGAGUCGUCAACACCCGUGGCCGUCUUGAGUGGGCAUGUCUGUGUGGUGCAAAAUUACCAGUGUGACCAUGUUGUCGAGCAGCUGCUGCCGGUCUCCAGCUGGGGCAGCACCUUUGUCGUCCCCCCGGUGUUUUUCCAGACCAAUCCUGACAUUGUGUAUGUGGUGGCUUCCCAGGACACUCAUGUUGACUAUCAGCUGGGAGCACAGAAAGGCUCUCAAGAUAUGGUGGCUGGUGAAGUUAGGCAGUUUGAGAUCCAGUUCCCUAAUGCCUUUUACAUCUCUGCUAAUGCUGGGAUCCAGGUCCUCUUCUUCUUCACUGGCCUCAAGUCGGGAAACACAGGCUAUGACCCAUUCCUCAUCAACAUCCCAGCCAUAACAACUUAUGGCCUAUCCUACCAUGUUGAUGGGAUAAAGAAUUUUGAGAACUAUGUCGUUAUCAUAGCAAAAAGCUCUGAAACUCAGAGGAUUACCCGAGAUGAGACCGCUAUCACAGGUGUUCAAUGGAGAAUGAUUCCCAGCUCACCUUAUUCAUGGGCUGUAUACAACUUGGGCCCCAGGCAUCAGUCCAUCUCUGUAGCACAUCCUCAAACUCCUUUUGGCGUCUUGGUCUUUGGUGGCCGAAACUAUGAAGGCUAUGGCUUUGCUCCACCACCUUUUGUCUUACCAGGUAAUUUAAGUUUCAUGUUGGGUUUACAUCCUAUGUAGAUGUAUUGGGGUUGGUGGGGAACCAGCUUGCAAGGAUAAUUUCUCCAGGAGAUCCUUAAUCUGUAUUUGCCACCUAUCCAGUAUAAGUUCAUUUUACAGAGAUCUCCUGUGCUAUGGCCAAUCAUCUCUUUGCACAACACAGCCAAUCAUAAAGCAUCACUAUACACAGGUCCCUCCCACAUCUAUCUCCAUGCAGGGGUGAAUGUGUAUAUUUGCGUCUCCUCCAGAAAAGCUCAUCAUAAUCUGGCAGUUUUGCUAUCCCCCCCCCACUUCUUUCUUCUUGAUUGCCUAACUGUAACAUUGCAAAUUUGUUUGUAUAUUUAGAAUAGUUUUUCUAAAAUUUUACUUUUUAGGAAAAACUCGUCACAUAGCAAAUGUAGCAUAAGGUAAUUUAAAACAUCACACUUAAAAAAAAACACCCCUAAAUACAUUAGAAUUAGAAACAAUGAUCUGUCAUAAAAUCACAAUUAUCAACAGAAUAAAAGCAGUAGCAGCUGCAAGCCAAUAACCUGCUAAAAUCACUCCAUAAAAGUGAUAUGUACCUCUAGGGCCCACUGAAAAAAUCCCUGAAAAAACUGCAGGGAUCUCACUUGGAAGCAAAUUCCACUGAUGUGUGGCCACCACCAAGAAGACCCUGCCCCAUAUGCCUAGCAAUUUUAUUUCUGUCACAGGUGGGCACACAAAUGAGUCCUCUGACACAGAUGUAUCAAAGCAUACGUGACUCCCCGAAGUUCUUGGGAUGGGAGUGUUUACAAUAAGAUUGCUUUUCAGUGAUUUUAUUUAUUUGAUGCAUUUCUAUUCCACUUAAUUCUUGCUAUUUCGAAGCAGUAUAUGUAACGGCAACCAUACAUAAAAUGAAGCCAUAAAAGGAUAGCAAAUUAUCAGAAGGGCCUGUGGGUAGCCAUGUUGGCCUGACGUCCCAUUUGAUGGUCCUAUCACUUAAUUCCAAGUCAGCUGACAAUAAAACAACUCAUUCCCUCUUUAAGUGCAUUUAUCUCAGGAUGCGGGUGCCUCUGCGGUCUAAGUCACUGAGCCUCUUGGGCUUGCCGAUCAGAAGGUUGGCGGUUCAAAUCCCCGCAAUGGGAUGAGCUCCUGUUGCUCUGUCCCAGCUCCUGCCAACCUAGCAGUUUGAAAGCACGCCAAAAAAGUGCAAGUAGAUAAAGGUAAAUGGCGUUUCCAUGCGCUCUGGUUUUCAUCAUGGUGUCUCGUUGCACCAGAUGCAGUUCAGUCAUGCUGGCCACAUGACCCGCAUCAUGGUGUCUCGUUGCACCAGAUGCAGUUCAGUCAUGCUGGCCACAUGACCCGGACAAAUGCCGGGUCCCUUGGCCUGAAAGCUAGAUGAGCGCUGGAACUCCAUAGUCACCUUUGACUGGACUUAACCAUCCAGGGGUCGCUUACCUUUUCCCUUUACUUAUCUCAGUUAGCAAAGAUAUCUUGAUAGACCUAUAGACCUGAGAAAUGACUUGAAUGGGUUUUAAUCCUUGUUUCAAUCAGAUUCUGAACUGGCUCCAAUAUCCUGCCCUGAGAACAGCCACUAUGAGUCCUGCGGAAAUGCCUGCCCAGCCACCUGUUCUGACCGAACCGCUCCCGAAACGUGUGAUGACACCUGUGUGCCGAUCUGCCAGUGUGACGAGGGCUACAUCCUCAGUGAUGAAACGUGCAUCCCAGAGGAGAAUUGCAACUGUACCUAUAAUGACAAGAUCUAUGGUCCUGGGGAGGAGUUUUGGACUGAUGAAAGCUGCCGUAGUCGCUGCAAAUGUAACCCCAGAUUAGGGAGGGCUGUGUGCCUGCAGGAUUCCUGUAAGGCCAGAGAGAGAUGUGCCCUAGUUAAUGGGAACUGGGGCUGUCAUACCAUCAGCUAUUCCACCUGCAUAGGAACUGGAGACCCUCACUACACCACUUUUGAUGGAAAGAGAUUUGACUUCAUGGGAACCUGCAUUUAUCAAAUGGCUGGAGUCUGCUCCAAGGACCCCACUCUCACCCCGUUUUUGGUCACGGUGGAGAACAACAACCGAGGUAGCAAGGCGGUGUCCUUCACCAAAGUGGUGACAUUAGAGGUCUAUGGCAUGACCAUCAGCCUGAGCCAAGAGCAUCCACGCAAGAUUAAGGUAUAUAUGCUAGGUGACAAGAGAAGAUUGGUGGAACUGUUGAUUACAUACUUUGCUGUGAGAGGACCAGCUGGUACAAGGGUAGGGAGUCAUUCAUUCAUCACCAAUAAUUCUCCUCCCUCCUCCCUCCACCCUUGCAGACUUGUUUCCCUGGCAACAGUUUAGGGAUGGGAGCUGAAGAAUUACUCUGUGCUGAGUGGCUGCUAUGUUAUAUCUCAUACACAUGCAAUGCUGGAUGUCACUCAGCUCCUAUCUAAAAGUGUCUCUGCAGCCAUCUACAUAGGACCAAGAGGGGAGGAGGAUGAGUUAGCAAGGACCAAGAGGAUGAGUGAGCAUAGGACCAAGAGGAUGAGUGAGCAUAGGACCAAGAGGGGAGGAGGAUGAGUGAGCAGGACUUUGCAGCUGCAAUGCAGCUGAGUGGCCGAAAUGGCAAAGCUGUUUGGGCUGUAGGCAGGAUAGCUACCACCCCUGGCAUCUGGUGCAGAGCCUGACCCGAGGGGAGCACAGUAGAGGAUUUAGGAAGAGAUGGCCAAGUCCGCCUAAAAGCCAGUGGAACAUAGAGGCGCUGCCUUCAUGCAAUAGAUUUGUUUUAACUGUCCAUAGGAGAAAUGUGUUUUUCCUUGUGCCCAUAAUUUUAGCCCUCUCAUCUGGCAACUAAUCUCUUUCACCAGCUUUGAAACCCUGUAUAACAUAAUGCUACAUUUGUAUAUCAGUUAAUCACCAUCCUUUUCUGAUUUAACUGAAAAUCCCUGGACGGUCACUUCCAUGUUUUCCAGGUGAAUGGAGUCUUUGUGGACCUGCCUUUCUCCUACGAAAAUAAACUGAAGGUCUACAUCAGCGGAGUCCAUGGCUUCAUCAAAACAGACUUUGAUCUGAGAGUUAGCUUUGACUGGUACAGUUAUGCCAGGGUCAUUAUUCCCAGCACUUAUGCCAAUGCUGUGUGCGGACUGUGUGGCAAUGCCAACCAGGACCCCAGUGAUGACUUUGCUAUGAAGGAUGGAGCUCAGACAACAGAUGAAAUCCAGUUUGCAGACAGCUGGAAAGUUAAGGAGGUCCCAGGAUGCUCUGCAGGAUGCAGUGACUGCCCAGUAUGCAGUGAGGCAGAGAAGCAGACCUACAAGGGGGACCAGUUCUGUGGGAUCCUCAAGAGAAGGGAUGGGCCGUUCAGGCAGUGCCAUGAGACCAUUGACCCAACACCUUACUUCGAUGAUUGCGUUUUCGACACAUGUCAAUACAAGGGUCAUCAUGACACUCUCUGCAGUGCCAUCAGUGCCUAUGUGACAGCUUGCCAAGCUCUGGGCAUCGAGGUUGAGAAAUGGAGAUCAGACUCUUUCUGCAGUAAGUAUUACUUCCUGAAUCUCAGUUUCAUUUUUGCUCCAGAAAUGAGUGUGGGCAUCCUCUGUGCAGAUAUUCUGCACAGACAGAAUGCAUGGAUUUCAGGGCAUUUCAAGGGACCCAGACGACACGAGAAAUUGGGCAAGCAGAAUCAUCCUGUUGCUCCUUCUACGUGGGGAGCUUUCUUCAAGUGGCUACUGUGAGAGCGGGGUAAAAUUAAUGGCUUGUCUAGCUCCCUAAGCUCUUGGAAAAGGACCGUAGCUCCACAGUAGAGCUUGUCCUUUGUAUAGAGAAGAUCCCAGGUUCAAUUCCCAGCACCUCCAGGUACCACUGGGGGAGAACCGUGCUUGAAAUCCUAGAGUAUUUUUGCCAGUCCGGGUAGACACUGCAGAGCUAGACGGAUCAGUGGACUGGCUCAUAGGAAUGUAAGAAGAGCAUGAUGGAGCCGGCCAAUGGCCCAUCCAGUCCAGCUUCCUGUUUUUGCAGUCAUGCACCUAUGGGACACUCUAAAGCAGGACUUGAAUGCAAUAGCAUCUCCCCACUUGUGAUUCCCAGCAAUGUACACUGUCUCUGUGUCAGGGACUGGGCAGAGGAGAAAUGGUGGAGACUACCACCCCCCCCCCCAAUCUCCCAGAACCCAGCAAGCCUUAAAAGUAGGAGAGCAAAGAGCUCAAAGACAGAGGGCAUGUAGCAGCACCCAUAGAAGUGACAAAUGAGGAAGUGGGAGAGGUGGGGGGAGGGGGGAGAUUCACUCAGGACAACAGCAUUAUCCAAGUGGCUGGGCUUUAUAGCAGCUCUGUGUAAUAGUGAAAUAAAAAAGGACGGUAAGAUACCUUUCCUUUACACCUUCCUGAGCAGCCUGCUGGGAGCCGCUGACAGUAUCCCGACACUCUGACAGUAGAGGUACAAUAGAGCCACAGUGCUUAGUAGCCAUGGCUUGUCAGAUACGAGGCAGUUUGUAUUACAGUCAUACCUCGGGUUGAAGUAGCUUCAGGUUGAGCAUUUCCAGGUUGCGCUCUGCGGUGACCCGGAAGUAACAGAGUGUGUUACUUCUGGGUUUCGCAGCUUGCGCAUGCGCAGACGCUCAAAAUGAUGUCACGCGCAUACACAGAUUGCGUUUGCUUCAGGAUGCGAACAGGGCUCUGGAACGGAUCCUGUUCGCAUCCAGAGGUACCACUGUAUAUUACAAUGGUCAGGGGGAAAGAAAAUAACACACCUCUCUACUCAUUCUCUCCUUCCAGGCUUUUCCUGUCCACGCAAUUCCCACUAUGAACUCUGUGGAAAUGCCUGCUCUGAUACAUGUGGGAGCGUCUCCUCCCCAAUAAUGUGUGAUGCUGCAUGUACCGAAGGGUGUGCCUGUGAUCCUGGAUUCGUGCUCAGUGGAAAUCAGUGCGUCCAUCUUGCAGAGUGUGGCUGUGUGCACCAGGGCAGAUACUACAAAAAGGGAGAGGAGUUUUAUCCCAGUAGCUCCUGCCAGGAGAAGUGCCGCUGCCUGGACAAUGGAGCCACCGAGUGCCAGCAGUUCUCCUGUGGAGCGCAUGAGGAGUGCAGGGUGGAGAACGGCAUCCAAGGCUGUCACCCUGCGGGAUAUGGUACAGCUAUAGCACUUGGUGACCCUCUUUAUAUUUCCUUUGAUGGACAAAGCUUUCGCUUCCAUGGCUCCUGCACUUACACUUUUGUCAAAGUCUGCAGCACAGACCCUCGGCUACAGAAUUUCUCCAUUUUGGUGGAGAACGAGAAGCUUGGAAAUGGACACCUUGCUCAGAUAAGGAAGGUUGUGGUCUCUGUUCAUCAGCACACUAUUGUCCUUGAAAGGGGAAGGAAAUGGAUAGCUGUGGUAUGUAUGGGCCACUCAUAUCAGAUUAUUAUUACUAUUUGAAAUAAAAGGGACGCGGAUGGUGCUGAGGUCUAAACCACUGAGCCUCUUGGUUUGCUGAUCGGAAGGUCAGUGGUUUGAAUCCCCAUGAUGAGGUGAGCUCCCUUUGCUCUGUCCCAGCUCCUGUCAACCUAGCAGUUCGAAAGUAUACCAGUGCAAGUAGAUAAAUAGGCACCGCUCUGUCAGGAAGGUAAACAGUGUUUCUGUGUGCUCUGGUUUCCGUCACGGUGUCCCGUUGUGCCAAAGCGGUUUAGUCAUGCUGGCCACAUGACCCGGAAAGCUGUCUGUGGACAAACGCUGGCUCCCUCGGUCUGAAAGCGAAAUGAAAGCAACACCCCAUUGUCGCUUUUGGCUGCACUCAACCGUCCAGGGGUCCUUUACCUUUUACCUAUUAUUUCAAAUGAAUAACAUGUCCUUCUUAUGCAAAGAGAGUCCAGGACAGCUUGCAGUCAUAAAAUUACAGGAAAACCAUUUGAUAUAAUAAUUAAAUUGCUUUUAAAUAAUGAUGACAUUUCUUUAGAUCACUGGAAUGAAAAACAGCAUGUGCAAAAGGAGAUGUGUGUCUUUUGUAUAUGUGUGUGCUUGAGAAUUUGUGUGUGCUCAGAGCUGACCCCCAUAAAUAUGCCUCUUUCUGCUGAUGCAGGUGGAUGAAGAAUUCUGCACUUUGCCAGUGAAUAGAGACGAGAGGAAACUCUGGAUCACUCAGGAGGGGAUCAAUAUAAUUCUUCAGGCAUCCUUUGGCCUCACAGUUCUUUAUGAUACCUCUUCCUAUGUCCGUGUGACUGUCCCCAGCACCUACCAGGGACACAUGUGUGGUCUGGGUGGCAAUUUCAAUGGCGACGAGAGGGAUGAUUUCAUGCUGCCUAGUGGGGAAUCUGCACAAACGGUGGAUGAGUUUGGGGCCUCCUGGCAGGUCCCUCUGGAUGGUGCCAUCUGCUCCAAUGGCUGUGGUGAGGAAUGCCCCACUUUUGAUACAGUCCAGACAGCACCGUAUGAGAACGAGGACUCCUGUGGAAUGAUCACAUCCGAGACAGGACCAUUCAAAGACUGCUCCUCAUUAGUAAGCCCCUUGGAUUACCUUAAUCAAUGCCUGUAUGAUUUGACUGCAGCCAAAGGGGAGCAGGAAUAUCUCUGCCGAAGCCUUCAAGCCUAUGCAGCUGCAUGCCAGUCUGCUGGAGUCAAGAUUGGAGCCUGGAGAACAAAGUCCUUCUGUCGUAAGUUGGAUGAAAAGGUUUCUUUAUCUCUGCCUUUUCGGUAGUGAGUCUCUCCAAUACCCAAAGUGGUAUGAGCCUUUGAUUGAGCUAUGUUGGUUUCAGUGCUAUGAGUUUACUUGUCUUCUGCAUUGUUUCGUCAAGCCUUUCUCUCCCACGUAUCUUCUAUCCAUGGAGAGGACACAAAAUAGAUGAGUAUAUUAAAACCCGAUGUGAGGAAUGUUCAGUUCUCAAGAUGUUGCUGCACUAUACCUCCCACCAUCCCCGUGCAUUGGCCAUCCUUUCUGUGUCUGAUGGGCAUUGUAGUGGAGCAACAUCUGGAGAAGGUUCCCCAUCCCUGAUAAGAAGCAACAAAGGAGAAAGGAAAAGUGAGAGUCAGAGCUUUGAGGUUUGGAAGUCUAGAGACAUCUUGCAGGGAUUGCGUACCUCACUGGGUAUCUGAUGAGGGCAGUGGAUUUCCAGCUUUUUACAAAGACUUUGCUAUCUCUGACUUCACCUAUGCUUGACGUGCAUAUUUGUAAAGAAACCCAACUAUUAUUUAAAAGCCAUAAGUCUUUGGUGACCUCUCCUCCAAAGGAAACCUGCUGUUCCUGGAACUUCUCAUAACUUGGGGAAAUGGUGUGUGCAUGUAUAACAACACAAUACAGAGAAUAGAAAAUAGCUGAAAAGAAAUCCUGCUUCUUAAGAAGACUCUUUCCUAUUUUAUGUAAUGAAGAAUGUCUGGUAAACAUGGCUUUGAUUUGUCUUCUCAGCGCUCACCUGCCCAGCCAACAGCCACUAUGAGACUUGCACUGGAUCUUGCGAUUUCACCUGUGCCAGCUUGUCCACUGUUGUGCAAUGCUCAAAGAACUGCUUUGAAGGCUGCCAGUGCAAUGACGGCUACGUGUCUGAUGGGGAUGCAUGUGUGCCUAUGAACAAAUGUGGCUGUGUGCAUAAUGGUCUGUACAUUAAGGUAAGGCCAGCUUUGCUGGUGGAGCAUCAUGAAUGUUGAAUGAAAACUGGUGAGCCUAUGGUACAAGCAUAUGCUGGAAUUAGAUCACUGUCUCUUCCUAUUUCUACAUGUAGAUCUUGGAAUGACAGCGGGCUAAUUUUCACAAAUGAAUAAAAUAAACAACAACAAAAAAGCAGUGUAUUUGAACAUUCAGACUCUUUUCUAGAUCUCAAAGCUAUGUCCCUUUGUCUGGGAUUUCCCUACAGGUUGGAGAGGACAUCUUCUCAAGCAACUGCACGGAAAAAAUAACUUGCAAUGCCACAGGUCAACUUGUUUAUGAGAAAACCAGAUGCCAGGCUGAAGAGAUAUGCACGCUUAGAAAUGGAGUGCGCAGCUGUGAAAGCAAGGAAUACCAGUGCAAACUCACUCCAGGAGCCCAACUCUCUACCUUCGAUGGUGCUUUGCGCAAGUACCUCUGCAGUGGGGUUUAUGACAUUGCCACCGUUUGUGAUGAAAGUGUCCCCUACUGGUUCAGGGUGUCAGUGAGCAUCGGAAAGGACAGUGACGAUGUCUUGGUAGUUGGGAGAGCAGUCCAUGUUUUCUUCCAGAAUGCAUCCAUCACUCUUAAAAGGGACCACAGGACAUGGGUAAGAGAAAGUCAGGAGGAACAGUGUGUUAAGAUCUGAGAGCCAUUAGUAAAAUAUUGGGCUCGAUUGCUGUCCCUUCCCGUUCCUGCACAGCCAGGAAGAGGAAUAAACCUUGAUUCAGUUGUUUGUCCUGCUGUGGCCUCUCAUUAUGUACUAAUUGGGGAUCAAUAUAUUUUUGUUUAAAAAAAAGAUUAUCUCAACUGCAAAACAUGCCAAUUUCAAAUGAUGGAUGAUGAAGCUGGCUUUUUUUAAAUGAAUCUCAAUUCUUGGGAGUGAAAAUUGCAGGUGAAUUUAUUCCUUCUCCUGAAUGAAUGCGGGGAGAAGAGGGUAACACUUCAACAUGAGGCUUAAAAGAUCUGAGCACAGUUUAGGAUUACAUGGGAACUGGUCCAGUGUGGGAGGGAUCUCCUGAUUGUUUAUGCCAGGGCUGUAGAUCCAGAACCGCUGAGAAACCCUCGUUUUUUAAAGAAGCAUUUCUUCUUUAUUGUAAUCAAGUGUUGUCCUUGCUUCCUCAUCCAAUGCAUGGACUGAUGGGGCACCAGCAGAUUCUGUGCCUCAUAGUCGCCCUAUGAUUCUGUGGAAGGAUCUCUAUAUCGUUGACAUUUGCUCUUUUGCUUUGCAGCAGUGUUAAAGCGAAUCAAUGGGGAGAAUUCAUAAUCAAAUAAGACUUUUGUUCUCAGAGCUUUUCAUCUCAUCUCUCCAAGACCAACUUCUUUGGGAAUUCAAAGGCAGCAUCCAUUGGCAGUUUCUCUUCAUUUUAUUCAUUUAAUAUUACCUGAGCUAGAGCAUGCAACUUCCGUUUAUUCAUAACAGGCUCCAGUGUUUUUUGACUUCCAGUUGCAAAGUUUGACAGCCUCUAGGGUGUUCCAUCUGAUAGCAUGCGGGGCUGGCGUGGAUUUUGGUUCUCAGGCUGCUGCUGGCUUCUUGGCCUUCCUCGGUGCCAGAUCUCACGUCCCAAUUUUUAUGUGUUCUAGGUAAAUGGACGCCUGGUAAGGCUGCCAUACAGGAUUUCCCAAGCCAUAUCUGUGAGCGAAAUUCAGGAUGGGAUCCUAAUUAACCAGGCCUCUCAGGUGCAGGUUCACCUUCGCUCUGAUGGGGAGGUGACAGUGGGAGUCAAGAAGACCCUCGCAGGAAAGCUGUGUGCCCCAUGCGGAAACUUCAAUGGGAACAGCUCUGAUGACUUGAAGCUGCCCAAUGGGAUGGUCGAGACAAACAUUGCUGAGCUCCUUCAUGCCUGGGAGGCCAAAGACUUCUAAUAUUAGUAAGAUUGCUGUGACUGUUUUUUUUUUUAAUUAUUAUUAUUAAUAUUAAUAUUAUUAUAUUUUAAUUAAUAUGCCACUUAAUGCAAAGAUGGCUUCAAAGAGAUUUGCCAAACUUAGGCUGGAUCUACACUGACCUGUUUAAUGUUAUUAGAAUGAUUUUAGAUAUGUCGUUCUAAAACAUCACAGGGCAUACUUGUAAAUUAAAGCAUUUUUUAAACCCUUUUUUUGGUCAAAACACUGUCUCCCUACUGCUGGUUGCUCUGCAGUGCCUUCCGGUGUCGCAUUUUAAUAGCACAUUAUGAACAUUAAAAGUAGGACAUCAUAUGUCCAUAUACAUCAUCAAAACCCUUCCUUAACGUGAAAAACCACGAGUGUAGAUCUGCCCAUAAGAAACUACAUUGUACUGCAUCAUUAAAAUAAAGAAUAAUUAAAAAUACACUGUAAUUAAAACCAAAAAGAAUGAUUAGCACAUCUACAAUCUUCAGAUAAAUGGGCUAAUCAUGGACAUUUAUAAUUAACGGGAUUUUUCUUUCUUUUUGGUUUUAAUUAUGGUAUAUUUUUAAUUAUUCUUUAUUUUAAUGAUUAGCAUAUGGAUACCUGCUAAGUGUCCAGGAAAAAACAGGACAUCCCAUUUUUUGUGGGAGAUCGCAAAAGCCAUUUUGGGUGCUGUGAUUUCCCACGCUUUCAUGUUGUGCUCUCAUGCAGCGUCCCAAAAUGCGCUCUGAAAAAGCGCUUUUUCCAGGGUGAGGUUGUGGCAAGGGUCAAGUGACUCACCUGGGAGCGUGUCCCGGAAGAUGCGUGUCCUGGUUUUUGAAAUGAAAAAAAUGAACAGUAUGCAUAUGCAGUGAGGCAAACACAUUAAAACAACGCAGCAAUUAAAGCAAGAGGCCCAGGCAAAGAGAUCAAGGGAAUGCCUGUGUAAACAGGUGUCGUUUGAAAAGAUGGCAGAGUGCCAGUUCAAUUGGGUCUGUCGUAUUUAAGCAGGGAGUUCAUUCCACAAUGACAAUGCAGGCAGUGAAGCCCACCUCCUAGUCAUCACAAGCUGAGAAUUAUUGGGCUAGACAAGUUCCAUUUGUUGAUCUUAAUUCCCUUACCGGGCAACAGAGGGGAAGGACUGAGCCACACUUACCUUUUGCCUUGUGCUUUCCUGGUACAGCUCUGUGCUUUAAAGCUCCAAAACUGAGCUCGCUCUCUCUCUCUCUCUCUUGCCCCAGAGCCUUUCCUGCUUUCACCCAUCCAUCAUCUACUGGAGGAGACUGUUUCAAAGCCCAAACCUAGUCAUGUUUAUUCAGAAUGAUUUCAGCUGGAGUUGCUUUCACAUAUGUAUGUUUAGAGCGGCAGAGCUUGCACAUCACAAUAUGCCUGAAUUUCUGGCUUGUUGUGGUUUAUAUCAAAAAGAGGAUGUGGGUGCCCAUAGCCCAGUCACUCCUGCUUUGCUUUUCCACUGGUGAGAAUGGGGUAAACCAGCCAGAAAGUCUGGGCUUCCUAUUAACGUUCAAAUCAGGGAUUGUGGUUUGUUGCUCCCACGCUUAGUAAGAGAACGACAAGUCAUGGUUUGUAUUUGGCUAGUGGUUGUGGUUUACUGGAGAACAACAAACGAUGAUAGCUGAAUUAGAUGUUAUAGGAAGCCAAUGUUUCCCAGUUUAUUUAUCCUGCUCAAGCCAGCAGAGAGUAAAGUUGGAGCAUUGGGCACCAGAACACCACUUGCUCACAAUAUACCAUGAUGUGAACAUAUCUCUCCCGCACUGGUCUCUACAGCCACAAUGUAUUCCCCUGGGAGUGGGCCCAGCCAGUGCUCAUUGGCCAGCUGGGCCUGACCCCCAGCGAAUGUCCACAGGUUAUUGGUUGGAAGCCCCAUUGUAGCCCACCCAGCUGCCAGAUCACUAGCAUGGCCCGUGGUCUGGUCCCAAAACUGCCCACCUUCAAAGGUGUGCAGACAUGUCAGCAUAAAGACAACCUUUGCUUUUGGACAGUAUAAGCCAAAACAGUAUAGGCACUGUAAGCCAGUGUAUACGAUCAAGCUGUAAGCCUUUUAAAAUCUCCUUUCUUUGUGAACUCCAGAACCGCUGCAUCCUGGAAUGAUUCCAUGCACAUUUCCCACCCUCUUCUCUGACCUGGACCUAUCUCCUGAGUCCAACACACGAAGCAGAGUGAAGGGACGCCAUUUUGUUCAGUGUAAUCACAGGAGCAGUGAAAUUAUUCUAAACAAGUAAACAUCACAUUCUUGCUUGUCUCAGCCCCCUGGAUGCUGCUGUAUGGAAAAGAAGAUUAUUAAUGCUCCUGCAAACCGAAGAAGAAAUUAUCAGAAGCCAUAAAGUUCUCAAACUGUGAACUUACGAGCCAUCCACUGGAAUGGAUAAUGUUGUCCCAAGAACAUCAUUUCUGGAACAUUACGGCAUUUCAAGGGAAAUAGCAAAUAUCUGAAUGCAAUAAAGGAGAAAAGUUAGCCUCCAAACAACAGAAGUAAAAUAGUCUGGAGCUAUUAGUAGCAGUGCAGAAAACUGCAAAGACUUUUAAUGUUUUGUGGUUUUUUUAAAAAAUAAUAAUUUUUAUUUGAUUUUACAAAUUCAUUCACAUCCAAAAUCAAAAAUAAUGAAAAUCACACAAGAUUCUUCCGAAUCUCGGGACUUCCCCCCUCCCCUCCAUGGGUUCUUUGGUUAACUUUUUCAACUCCAUACCAUAAAUCCUCCUAAUUUUCAGGCCUCCAUUGUAUCCAAAGUUUAUGUUACAUUACAAGAGUUAUUUAAGACCUUCCAAAGAGUUCAGAUAUUUACAGUAGUCUGUCAAAUACAAUGUAAAUUUCUCCCAUUCUUUGUUGAAGUUUAGAUCCUCCUGGUUUCUGAUUUUCCCAGUCAUUCUCGCCAUCUCUGCAUAGUCCAGUAGUUUAGUCUGCCAAUCCACUCUGCAGGGACCUUGUCGUCUUUUCAACUUUUAAUGUUUUGGGUCAUCUUGGGGCCCCAAGGCCUUCAGCUGCUUUGUUCUGAUUUUCCACAAAAAUAACCCAUGACAGCAAAUUGCCUGCUAAAUAAUUACCACUGUUCGCAAACAGGCUGUAAUUCCAUUUUUAAAAAAUCAUUGCUAAAAACUUAAUCAUUUUUAUUAACUGUAUUUGCAUACAAGAAACAACAGAUAGUUUUAAAAGGUGUUUUAGUUUCAGAAGAUGCAUGGACCUCAAAAGAGGUAUUCCCUUCCAUCUGGGAGAAGCAGGCAGACAUCUGCUGAGGCGAUGCCUGCCACCUAUAGAUUUAUUGGACUUAGAUUAAAAAUAAUUAACAUUUUAAACUCUUUUUUUAAAUGGCAUGAUUAAUUGGAGGCACAUUCUUAAUUCAACAAAUGUGUUGUGAAUACCUCCACAUGUGGUGGGAGUGCCCCAAAAUCCAACUCUUCCGGCCAUCAAUCAUACAAGAAAUAUGCAAAAUAACUAAGCAAGUAUUAGAAAUCACCCCAGAACUGGCCCUACUAAACAUCCCACUCACAUCACAAAGAGCUCAUAACCCACCCACUCUCAGCACCCAGAAGCAUCAUAUGCAGACACUGGAGAGACCUGUCAGGAGUAAGCAUGGAUCAAUGGUAUCACAUAGUAUGGGAAACAGCCUUAUUAGAAAAACUAACCAACAAACUGAAACUGCCACAGGGACAAAUAGACAACAAGACAACAACAAGAAACCGCCAACAGCAUACAAAUCAAUCUGGCUAAACUGAUCCAAACACACACACACACACACACACACACGCACACAUACACGAAAACAAAUUUCACUACAGCCAAUCAAAGACAACCAACCACACACUAGGCCUAGGCCACCCUCAACCUCUCUCAUCACCAAAGAAAUACAACAAGCGAAUAGUAAAGAGAAUCCACACAAGUGACGCUGACACAAAACACCACACAUACACUAAGUAGAAUAGAAACAUUGCCACCAACCCCACCCAACUCUCAUUCCCCCUCCACCUCUUUCCCCCUUUUCUUCCUAAUGUAACACUAAUGUCUCACAGCAAAUGAAACUGAUCUGUAGAAAAUGCAACUUGAAAAAAGAGACAAAUGCACAUACUUUUGUAAACUAAGAAAUCUUU
Molecule: messenger RNA, 20083 nt
Organism: Podarcis lilfordi (Lilford's wall lizard)
Lineage: Eukaryota; Metazoa; Chordata; Lepidosauria; Squamata; Lacertidae
Source: the annotation of a GenBank genome assembly